Sparassis crispa is the source of this 3105-nucleotide messenger RNA. RefSeq lists its product with no specific name. The transcript has 13 exons. Gene Ontology annotation, biological process: double-strand break repair via nonhomologous end joining; nucleotide-excision repair, DNA gap filling; DNA recombination. Gene Ontology annotation, cellular component: DNA ligase IV complex. Gene Ontology annotation, molecular function: DNA binding; DNA ligase (ATP) activity; ATP binding. The coding region runs from base 1 to 3105 and encodes 1034 amino acids. Lineage: Eukaryota; Fungi; Basidiomycota; Agaricomycetes; Polyporales; Sparassidaceae. The record is from RefSeq and is a predicted model, not a curated record.
AUGACAGAUGUUAACAGCCCGACAGUACCUGUUAACUCCAUACCCUUCGCAUUUUUUGUCUCCCUCGUCGAAGCCAUCGGCGCCAUCAAACCCCGCAAGACCUCGAGUACUGCUCCGCACUCCUCAGACACAACAUCUCCCGCUUUUCGAACAUUUCAAAACUGGGUAGCGGAGUUGCGUAGAAGAUAUGCACCAUUGCCUUAUGGCACCACGGCUGUCGUGUUCCGACUCCUCUUCCCAGAGGAGGACGUCCGCAGAAAAUAUGGAAUGCAGGAGACACGCCUUGGCCUGCAUCUCUCCAAUGUCCUAGCCCUCUCUAAUAUUACACACGGCCGCGGACGAAGACUCAUGCAUUGGAAUAGCCAAGGUGCUCUUGGUUGCCUCGGUGUCGAGGUGCGGGAUAUCAUGAGUGAGAGCUCUGCGGUGACUGAAAGCAGCAUCAGCAUAACGGAAGUCGACGCCCUUCUUACCGAGCUUGCCACGACAUGCGCGUUUUCUGCUUCCACCGUCCGCCAAUCCAGCACGAGCUCGCCUCCUGGUUCAAGAGAAUCCAUACUUCGUGCAUUGUACACAGCCGUGACCCCCGGAGAAGCAAGCGUCCUCACGCAGAUCAUUCUGAAGGAUCUUCGUCCGUUACUCUACCCGAUACCGGAAGACGCGGGCCAUUACACUGCAGCGCUUCUGCAUUACAACAGCAACUCCAUCACACAGCUGACGAAGUGGGACGGAAUGCAUGAAGCUGCAUUGGUGUACGAGCGUCGGGAGGAUGGAGGUGACCCCCCAAAACCCCAACCGGGAAUCCAGGUUCAAAUUCCGAAGUGUGUCAAAGGUCAGGGCUGUGCUCAGGCCCUCCAGCUCUUUAACGGCUCGGAGAAAAUUUGGGUCGAAACCAAGUACGACGGAGAGCGGGCACAGAUCCAUGUUGAGCUGGCAUCGGAGCUUGGUAGCCAGCCUACCAUCACAAUUUUCAGCAAAAGCGGGCGUGACUCGACGUUGGAUCGCUUUGCGAUUCAUUCGGUAAUCUCUGAGGCUCUCGAUCUCGGGAACAGGAAUUCUACAACACCACAAGGGAUAACGAACUCGGUGGCGGGGAAAAUAAAUAAAAAUGUUAUUCUCGAGGCUGAGAUGGUCGCAUUCUCGGACACACUGAACAAAAUUGAUGAAUUUUGGCGUAUUCGCAGUUUGGUCGCAAGUACCGCCUUGGGUGUCCGCCACACGGGCGCAACUAAAGCUCAUGUCGGAGAAGACGAGAUCCUCGAUUCGCAAUGUUCUAUGAUCUCAAACGCCUCUGAUGGCGGCACCCGACAUCUCGCCUUAGUAUUCUUUGACGUCCUAUUGCUCGAUGAUACCUCACUCUUGUCUGCGUCUUACUCCACACGCCGUGCUAUUCUAGAGUCUGUCGUCACGGAGAUUCCUGGAUACUCUAUGCUCGCCCAACGGACCCAUAUUGAUCCCUUGACGCAAGAUGCGGAUGCUCUGCUGCGAACAGUAUUCUCGAAAUUGAUUGCAGACCAUCAAGAAGGCAUCGUGCUAAAGGCAGACGAGGGGAGGUACAACGAGAGACGGUUUCCGUGGGUCAAGUUGAAGAAAGAUUACAUUCCGGGGUAUGGGGAUACGCUUGACCUCGUGCUAGUUGGGGCUGCCUGGGAGAAGGACCGUGCACGGGUGUUAUCAGUACCUCCAACUGUAUAUACCACGUUCUACCUUGGAGCACUGAGUAAUGGAGACAUCAUCAAGGGAGAUCUCGCAGUUCCACCCCACUUCGAAGUGUUCUUCACCGUGUGCUACGGGCUCACCAGGGAGAAGCUAGAAGAACUCAACUUCAUUAUCAAGAGCGCCGAUCCUGUUCCUUAUUCCUCACGAAACCCCAUGACCGGACUAUCCUACAAAUGUAACCUCUUUCCAGGACUGCCUCCGUCAGCCGUGCUACUACGCCAACCAGUACUCGCGGAAGUGUUUGGCGCGGGAUUCACGAAAGCACCACAGAACAAGUUCUAUGAACUCCGCUUCCCACGUAUCUCCAAGGUCUUCCGUCCGAGUGAACGUUCGUGGACAGAGGGUACAACCCUCGAAGAGUUUCAAAGCAUUGCGCGGGAAUCUGUCGGUCGCGAUCGACCGAACAAGGAUGUCGACGAUUGGUGUAAUGAACUGUGGGGAAAGCCUAGAUCUCCCGGAGUCGACUGUCCUAGGAAGCGAAAGAAUACAGAAGCUGCGUGGGAGAGCAAGCUUGCACUGGUCGACCAGAAGCAGAACCACAAGCGAGCACGAAAGAUAGAAAUACAUAGUCGAGCCCGGGCAGAUGACAGCCUUCCUCAUAGGCCUCGGAGGGUCAGAGAAACGGAGAAUGUGGGAAGUCCUGCGGCAGGACCUUCUGGAUGCUCGCCGACUCUGAGGGCUUUUGGCUCUGUCACCAACAUCGCGCGAGAUCCGGUAACGCAGAUACUUCUCGCUCCUUCGCCUGCAAACGUGCAGGACGAAGAGCCCAGUGCGGACAGAAGGCCUUCCACAUCGAGCGUGGCGGUGAAUAGUCCUGGGGCAUUGGAAUGUCCUCCGGCCACACCAAUUCUAGGACAUGCGGCUCCCCCGAAUUCUUGCAUGGACCACCCGCGGCUAUGGCAUUGUGCGGCACUGUCUUCCACCGAUGCAAGCGUAUUUGGCUGCAAACAGGGCAACCGUGGCUUCUCCACUCAGUUGAGUGCGCUUCUGGAAAAUGCUGUGAUUUGGCUCGCAAAACCUAGCAACUCCUCACGACCUUCGCAGAGGGCGCCUUCUCGUCUCGCUCUUCCUGAAGGGCAGCUUGUCCAUGGGCUCGAGUCGUUCCUUCAAGCGUGCGGAUGGAACACCGCGGAUAACAACACAUGUAACUGGGCUGAGCGAGGCAUCGUAUUCGUCGAAGAAGGCAUCAUUGAAACUCGUGCGGAAGACUGGAUGGAGUACCCGCUCAAGACGCUGCUGAGCCGGCGCGCAUUGCUGGUGUCGUUGGGCAUGGCUGCAAGGUGCAAGCCGGUGUGGGUCUUUGGCGUGGGGGUGCUAGACUCGCACAAGCUUCGAAAUCAGGAUCAGGAAGGAGAUCUAGAGAACCGUGCACUGUGUAAACUAGGCUGA